CUCCAGGUGAAGUGUAACGAGCAGCCCAACAGGGUAGAGAUCUAUGAGAAGACUGUGGAGGUGCUGGAACCAGAGGUCACCAAGCUCAUGAAGUUCAUGUACUUCCAGCGUAAGGCUAUCGAGCGUUUCUGCGGGGAGGUGAAGCGUCUGUGCCACGCUGAGCGGAGGAAAGACUUUGUCUCUGAAGCCUACCUCCUCACCCUGGGCAAGUUCAUCAACAUGUUCGCUGUGCUCGACGAACUCAAGAACAUGAAGUGCAGCGUCAAGAACGACCACUCUGCCUAUAAAAGGUACGGAGGGAAGACAGACACAAUAUGGAGGCUGCAGGUGGUGCCUCUGUUUGGAGACAUGCAGAUAGAACUAUCACGUUACAUAGAGACCAGCGCUCACUACGAGGAGAACAAGUCCAAGUGGACGUGUACCCAGAGCUCCAUCUCUCCCCAGUACAACCUGUGUGAGCAGAUGGUUCAGAUUCGAGACGACCACAUCCGGUUCAUCUCUGAGCUGGCUCGCUACAGUAACAGUGAGGURGUGACCGGGUCAGGCCUGGACAGUCAGAAAUCAGACGAGGAAUACAGGGAACUGUUUGACCUGGCACUCAGAGGGUUACAGCUGCUGUCCAAGUGGAGCACACACGUCAUGGAAGUGUACUCGUGGAAGUUGGUCCACCCGACAGAUAAGUUCUGUAACAAGGACUGUCCUGGCACAGCGGAGGAGUAUGAGAGAGCUACACGUUACAACUACACCUCAGAGGAGAAGUUUGCCCUGGUCGAGGUCAUCGCCAUGAUCAAGGGACUGCAGGUGUUGAUGGGUCGUAUGGAGGGCGUAUUCAACCAGGCCAUAAGGAACACCAUCUAUGCAGCCCUGCAGAGACUUUGCCACAGAUGACACCUCAGAGAGCCUCUACGUCAGGGCGUACGCAAGAAGAAGAACGUUCUCAUCAGUGUCCUGCAGGCAAUCCGUAAGACCAUCUGUGACUGGGAGGGGGUCGGGAGCCUCCCAAUGACCCCUGUUCUCAGGGGGGAGAAGGACCCCAAGGGAGGGUUCGACAUCAAGGUGCGCAGAGCUGUGGGACCCUCGAGCACACAGGUACACCAGGUCCGUACCAUGCUGGAGUCGUUGAUAGCCGAUAAGAGUGGUUCUAAGAAGACUCUACGCAGCAGUCUGGAUGGACCCAUAGUACUGGCUAUAGAAGACUUCCAACACUCCUUCUUCUUCACACAACUGCUCAACUUCAGCGAGGCGCUGCAGCACUGCUGUGACCUGUCUCAGCUGUGGUUCAGAGAGUUCUUCCUGGAGUUGACCAUGGGUCGCAGGAUCCAGUUCCCCAUCGAGAUGUCCAUGCCCUGGAUCCUCACAGACCACAUACUGGAGACCAAGGAGCCAUCCAUGAUGGAGUAUGUGUUGUACCCUCUGGACCUCUACAAUGACAGUGGCUACUACGCUCUGACCAAGUUCAAGAAACAGUUCCUCUACGAUGAGAUAGAGGCUGAGGUGAACCUGUGCUUCGAUCAGUUUGUCUACAAGCUGGCUGACCAGAUAUUUGCCUACUACAAAGCCAUGUCUGGAAGCGACGCCAUGUUCCGCGAGGCCAACCACAAUGUGUCUGCYCCCUACGGACGCAUCACGCUCCAUGUCUUCUGGGAACUCAACUUUGACUUCCUCCCCAACUACUGCUACAACGGCUCCACCAACCGCUUCGUGCGGACUGCCAUCCCCUUUACCCAGGAGCCUCAGCGAGACAAGCCGGCCAACGUGCAGCCGUACUACCUGUAUGGGUCUAAGCCUCUGAACAUUGCCUACUCCCACAUCUAUAGCUCCUACAGGAACUUCGUAGGCCCGCCCCACUUCAAAACCAUCUGCCGUCUCCUUGGUUACCAGGGCAUCGCCGUGGUGAUGGAGGAACUGCUCAAGAUAGUCAAGAGCCUGUUGCAGGGCACUAUCCUGCAGUAUGUGAAGACUCUGAUCGAGGUCAUGCCCAAGAUCUGUCGCCUGCCUCGCCACGAGUACGGAUCCCCAGGUAUCCUGGAGUUCUUCCACCACCAGCUGAAGGACAUUAUAGAGUACGCAGAGCUGAAGACAGAUGUCUUCCAGAGUCUCAGAGAGGUGGGGAACGCCAUCCUCUUCUGUCUGCUCAUCGAACAAGCUCUGUCCCAGGAGGAAGUGUGUGACCUGCUUCAUGCAGCCCCCUUCCAGAACAUCCUCCCCAGGGUCUACAUCAAAGAGGGGGAGCGUCUGGAAGUCAGGAUGAAGAGGCUGGAGGCUAAGUAUGCUCCUCUCCAUCUGGUGCCCCUCAUCGAGAGGCUGGGGACCCCUCAGCAAAUAGCUAUAGCCCGUGAGGGGGAUCUGUUGACCAAGGAGCGUCUUUGCUGUGGCCUGUCUAUGUUCGAGGUGAUCCUUACGAGGAUCCGUAGUUUCCUGCAGGACGCCGUGUGGCGAGGCCCGCCCCCCACAAAACGGCGUGAUGCACGUGGGACGUGUAUGGAGUUCCACCGCCUCUGGAGCGCCAUGCAGUUUGUUUACUGCAUACCUGUCGGCACUCACGAGUUCACCGCAGAGCAGUGUUUUGGUGACGGGCUGAACUGGGCAGGCUGUUCCAUCAUCGUGCUGUUGGGUCAGCAGCGCCGCUUCGACCUGUUUGACUUCUGCUACCACCUGCUCAAGGUGCAGAGGCAGGACGAGGAUGAGAUCAUCAAGAACGUGUGGCCGCUGAAGAAGAUGGCUGAUCGCAUCAGGAAGUACCAGAUCCUGAACAAUGAGAUCUUUGCCAUCCUUAACAAGUAYAUGAAGGCUGUGGAGACGGAUAGUUCCACCGUGGAGCAUGUCCGCUGCUUCCAGCCACCUAUACACCAGUCCCUGGCCACAACAUGCUGAGAAGAACACACACGCUACAUACACACACACACACAUGCUACACACACAAGCCACACAUGUCCCACGCACACACACAGUACAAAUACACACACACCAACCSAAAUCAUCACCACACACUCUGCCUUUCUUUGGCCUUGUACUCAGACUCUCAGAGCCUUAGGAUUCCAGAGUUCUGUAUGACUGUACACCAUUUUGGCAUCAAAUAUUCCAUACCAAUGACAUUCCAAUUUGCAUUCUAAAAUGCAGCUGUCUUGGAACUUUUGGUGGCAACAUGGCGUCCAUUAAAACGUCUAAAUCUCUGAACUCUGAAUAUGUUUGGCCCAAAACCACAGUCAAGUUUUAGAGUUGUGGGUGUUUUCAGAUGUUAGUUUUUCUGUUCUCAACCCAUGUGACUCUCACACCCAGCAUGCCUUCUCCUGUCCCGAGAGAUAUAUGUCACAUGGAUGGCCUCAGUAACACACAACUGCCAAUCCUGAGUGGUUACAGAUCUGCAGUACCACUCUGCUUCCCCUCUAGUCACAAUUAACAGUCUAUCAGAUAUCUCUGAGAAACCAUUUAGUGAGCAACAACAAUCAACCUUCAUAAAAGAUGAUAGAUAUGCUGGAAUAAACUCCAAAACCUCAACGCAUACMAAUAAUCAGAUUCUGAAAUGACCUAUAACCUGAGAUUAUUAUUUUGUAGAUUACAUAUGAAAGCAAACCUAAUGGCCAUUUAUUGAAUUGCUUAUUGAAGUCCACACGGGUGCUAAGUAUUAUGAUGAUACUUAAUAACACCAAUGUCAUCAGUGUAAUUUCCCCCCAUAUCAUCCAUGAUAUGAUCAUCGCACAAGUCAACGAAUGAAUUCAUGAAUCCCAGAAGCUAACACAGGAGUGCCCCAAAUGGCACCCUAUUCCCUAUAUAGUGCACUACUUUUGACCAGCGCCUACAGGGCUCUGGUCAAAGGUAAUGCACUAUAUAGAGAAUAGGGUUCCAUUUGGAUGCAGCCCACAUCUCCCUGGACAUACCCAAGCAUAGUAAACCAGUGUCAUAGGAGUAGUUAGCCUCACCUCACCUCUUCUUCCCUCACACAACCCUACUGUUUCAUAACAAGGACACUUGACUGCAUAACAAGGACACUUGACUGCUUUUCUGAGUUGCUUUUAUUUAUUUUUACCCAUAUUUUGGGGGGUUUUAGGCUCUGAGUAUAUUUUUAUUCUGUUCCAUUGUAAAUUUCACUGUUGAACUAAAAAGAGUAGUUUAGAGUGUUGUAAUUGUUAUUGUUUUUAAUUAAUUAUUGAUAAUAAAAUGUUUCAUCCUUGGUAUAACUAGCCUCUACUGAUGAGAAACCUCACCUACUGUCUUGUCAGUCUAUUGAAACGUUUUUAUAUUCUGUAUGUGCGCUUAAUAGUGUUAUUGUUUAUCAUUUUACAAAUUAUUGACAUCAUCUGCGCUAAUGUGUUUUAUUUUAGUUUUUUUCUGUAAUAAAACAUUAGAAAUACUUCUUGAUUGUAAAAUAAAAAAGAGGCCAGGAUGAUGUUACUGUAUUAGAUUUGUUCAGAGAGUGAAUGGGACCAAGCUAACUCCUGUAGAGUUCAUUCCCUCC
Molecule: messenger RNA, 4456 nt
Organism: Salvelinus sp. IW2-2015
Lineage: Eukaryota; Metazoa; Chordata; Actinopteri; Salmoniformes; Salmonidae
Source: RefSeq, a predicted model, not a curated record